CGGAUGCCUCGAGGACCGGUGGCUAUGGAGGCGGCGGCGGUUGAUGGUUGACCGUUGGCUCCAAGGUUGGGGUCGCCGCUCAGGCGAUCCUCUCAGACCCGACCAGAGUGCGCGGGCUGCUGACGCUCGGCCUGGAACCCUAGGGCGAGACGUAGCUGGACUCCGCCAUGCCGGCCGGGAGUAACGAGCGGGACGGCGUCCUCAGUUAUCAGAGACCAGAUGAAGAAGCUGUGGUGGAUCAGGGUGGGACCAGUACAAUUCUCAACAUUCAUUAUGAGAAAGAAGAGUUGGAAGGUCAUAGAACUCUGUACGUGGGGGUUCGGAUGGCCCUGGGUCGGCAGAGCCAUCGGCAUCACCGAACCCAUGGCCAGAAGCACCGGAGACGAGGGCGAGCCAAAGGAGCCAGUCAGGGGGAGGAAGGCCAGGAGGCCUUGGCCCACGACACACCAUCUCAGCGUGUUCAGUUCAUUCUUGGCACUGAGGAAGAUGAAGAGCAUGUGCCUCAUGAGCUGUUCACAGAGCUGGAUGAGAUCUGUAUGAAAGAAGGAGAAGAUGCUGCGUGGAAGGAGACAGCCAGAUGGCUGAAGUUUGAAGAAGAUGUUGAGGAUGGGGGAGAACGCUGGAGCAAGCCUUACGUGGCAACCCUUUCAUUGCACAGUCUCUUUGAGCUAAGAAGCUGCCUUAUUAAUGGAACGGUCCUUCUGGAUAUGCGUGCUAACAGCAUAGAAGAAAUUUCAGACCUGAUCCUGGACCAGCAAGAACUGUCCAGUGACCUGAAUGACAGCGUGAGGAUUAAAGUGCGGGAAGCCCUUCUCAAAAAGCAUCAUCAUCAGAAUGAAAAGAAGAGAAACAACCUCAUUCCCAUUGUUCGCUCUUUUGCUGAGGCUGGCAAGAAGCAGUCUGAUCCACAUUCAAUGGACAAAAAUGGUCAAACUGUGUCUCCUCAGUCUGUUCCAACUACAAAUCUUGAAGUAAAAAAUGGAAUGAAUUGUGAACACAGCCCUGUGGAUUUAAGCAAGGUGGACCUUCAUUUCAUGAAAAAAAUUCCCACUGGGGCAGAGGCCUCAAAUGUCCUGGUUGGAGAGGUGGAUACUCUGGACCGCCCCAUUGUUGCUUUUGUGAGGCUGUCUCCAGCUGUUCUUCUCUCAGGCCUGACAGAAGUGCCGAUCCCAACAAGGUUUUUGUUUAUUUUAUUGGGUCCAGUAGGGAAAGGCCAGCAGUACCAUGAAAUUGGCAGAUCUAUGGCCACCAUCAUGACAGAUGAGAUUUUUCAUGAUGUGGCAUAUAAGGCAAAAGAGAGAGAUGACCUCCUGGCAGGGAUUGAUGAGUUCCUGGACCAGGUGACGGUGCUCCCUCCAGGGGAAUGGGACCCCACCAUUAGAAUUGAGCCACCCAAAAAUGUCCCUUCCCAGGAGAAAAGGAAAAUGCCUGGAGUUCCAAAUGGAAACAUAUGCCACAUAGAACCAGAACCACAUGGGGGCCACAGUGGGCCAGAACUUCAGCGCACUGGGCGGCUGUUUGGGGGCUUGGUACUGGACAUCAAGCGGAAGGCCCCCUGGUACUGGAGCGACUACCGGGAUGCACUCAGCUUGCAGUGUUUGGCCUCCUUUCUGUUCCUGUACUGUGCCUGCAUGUCACCUGUCAUCACUUUUGGGGGAUUGCUUGGAGAAGCCACUGAGGGACGCAUAAGUGCAAUUGAAUCCUUGUUUGGAGCCUCCAUGACUGGGAUUGCCUAUUCCUUGUUUGCAGGGCAGGCUCUUACCAUCUUGGGAAGUACUGGGCCAGUGCUUGUGUUUGAAAAGAUUUUGUUCAAAUUCUGCAAAGAGUACGCUCUUUCAUACCUCUCCCUGCGAGCUUGUAUUGGACUGUGGACCGCCUUCCUGUGUAUUGUCCUUGUGGCAACUGAUGCCAGUUCCCUUGUCUGCUACAUUACCCGCUUCACUGAAGAAGCAUUUGCCUCCUUGAUUUGCAUUAUUUUCAUCUAUGAAGCAAUAGAAAAGCUGAUUCACCUGGCAGAGACCUACCCAAUCCACAUGCACAGCCAGCUGGACCAUCUUAGCCUCUAUUACUGCAGGUGUACUCUCCCAGAGAAUCCAAACAAUCACACUCUACAGUUCUGGAAGGACCAUGACAUCGUGGCGACUCAUAUUAACUGGGCUAACCUGACUGUUAGUGAAUGCCAGGAGAUGCAUGGAGAGUUCAUGGGAUCUGCAUGUGGCCACCAUGGACCCUACACUCCUGAUGUGCUCUUUUGGUCCUGCAUUCUCUUUUUCACCACCUUCAUCCUCUCAAGCACCUUAAAGACAUUCAAGACGAGCCGCUAUUUCCCAACCAGAGUACGCUCCAUGGUGAGUGACUUUGCCGUUUUCCUCACUAUCUUCACGAUGGUGAUUAUUGAUUUUUUGAUUGGAGUCCCAUCACCAAAGCUUCAAGUUCCUAGUGUGUUCAAGCCAACAAGGGAUGAUCGAGGGUGGAUUAUUAGUCCCAUUGGCCCCAAUCCCUGGUGGACUGUGAUAGCUGCCAUUAUCCCAGCUCUUCUCUGCACAAUCUUAAUAUUCAUGGAUCAGCAGAUCACAGCUGUCAUCAUUAACAGGAAGGAACACAAGCUCAAGAAAGGCUGUGGCUACCACCUGGACCUGCUGAUGGUGGCCAUCAUGCUGGGUGUCUGCUCCAUCAUGGGUCUUCCCUGGUUCGUGGCUGCAACUGUCCUGUCCAUCACACACGUAAAUAGCCUCAAGCUGGAAUCUGAGUGCUCUGCUCCAGGAGAACAGCCCAAGUUCUUGGGUAUCCGAGAGCAGAGAGUGACAGGCCUUAUGAUCUUUGUGCUGAUGGGUUGCUCAGUCUUCAUGACAGCUGUAUUAAAGUUUAUUCCCAUGCCAGUACUCUAUGGAGUUUUCCUCUAUAUGGGAGUCUCUUCACUACAGGGAAUUCAGUUCUUUGACCGUCUAAAGCUCUUUGGGAUGCCUGCAAAACACCAGCCAGACUUUAUCUACCUGCGUCACGUACCACUACGCAAAGUGCACCUCUUCACCCUCAUCCAACUGACCUGCCUUGUCCUGCUCUGGGUCAUCAAGGCCUCUCCAGCUGCUAUUGUCUUUCCAAUGAUGGUUUUGGCCUUAGUCUUUGUCAGGAAAGUCAUGGAUCUCUGUUUCUCUAAGCGAGAGCUGAGCUGGUUAGAUGAUCUCAUGCCUGAAAGCAAAAAGAAGAAGUUGGACGAUGCCAAAAAGAAGGCCAAGGAGGAAGAGGAGGCUGAGAAAAUGUUAGAAAUGGGGGGAGACAAGUUCCCUUUAGAGAGCAGGAAGUUACUAAGUAGUCCUGGAAAGAACAUCAAUUUCAGAUGUGACCCCUCUGAGAUUAAUAUUUCUGAUGAAAUGCCUAAAACCACAGUCUGGAAAGCUCUCAAUAUGAAUUCCGGAAAUACAAAGGAAAAGAGUCUCUUCAACUAAGAGUCUUUGCUGGUAUGGAAGAUUUGGGCCUUGAGUGCCUCAGGGAAGUUCUGUUACCGAGAAGAUGGCGAGUCUCUCAGAGAAGAAGCAAGGCCAGGUAUGGCCCUGUCCUUGGUCAUGUCAGAGCCAUGCUGAAACAUUCAGUUAUUCUUGGUGUGCAUCAGAGGGCAUUCAGCUAUCCCCAUACCAGCAGCCAAUCACCAGGUGUGAACGUGGAAGCAGAAGACCACCUCCUGUUGGUACUUCUCCUUCUCUUCCUCCUCUUUCUCUUUAGAACUACCACCACUGAAGACCCAGCUUCCCAUUUUCCUGACAUUUUCGCUGAAACUCUCUGCUGGCCUGUCAAGCCAUAUGAAUCCAUUCUGCCACUGAGGAUUCCUUUAGUGGGGUCCCUUCCUAAAAGAUGAGGUCAGAGAGUAGGAGGGGAACAGAGAAAAAAGAGGAGGCUCUCCAAUUCUGUUAGCAUCUGCAAACUCCUAGGUAGCACUGGGCCUUGGUUUGAUUGCCUAUCCUGGGGUGAGCUGGUCAGACCCAGAGAUUGUCAGAAGGGUCUGCUACUAGGAGGGUCAGCAAUCUGAGCAUCAGCAGCCUCCACCACUGCAGCUGGGAAGAUGGCUUUGGCCCAGGUUCAUCUUCAGCACUCACUAGCAGCAGCCUGCAUAACUCAGCAAGAACCUUGGAAGAUGAAAGAGCCAAGAGGGACGUUGGAGUUGUUUACCUUAGACAGAAAAAGGCUCGGGAAAAUCAAUAAUGAUAAAUGAGGAUGAGCACCUUCUCUUGGUUUUCAUUGAGGAUGGCGUAAGAGAAUGAGCUUAAAUUGCUAGAGAAGGAAUUAGUUUAGACACCAGGAAGGACUUUCUAGCCUGAAGAUUUGUGAUAGUAUCUGCUUUCUAGAUAUCUGGGACAGGUUUGAUAACAGUUGUUUGUGAGUGGAAAGGGGGGAUGAGGUGUUAUUUUUGCCAUUGUGUGGGAACUUUUGAUGUCUUGCUGCUGUCCAUUAAGGACACAUUCUGAUUCCAUUCCUUGAAAGAUCCAAGUGCUUAUGUAAUGUCUCCUUAGC
Molecule: messenger RNA, 4506 nt
Organism: Trichechus manatus latirostris (Florida manatee)
Lineage: Eukaryota; Metazoa; Chordata; Mammalia; Sirenia; Trichechidae
Gene: SLC4A8
Product: solute carrier family 4 member 8
Exons: 25
Coding region: 168-3446 (1092 amino acids)
Biological process (GO): transmembrane transport; regulation of intracellular pH; bicarbonate transport
Cellular component (GO): plasma membrane
Molecular function (GO): sodium:bicarbonate symporter activity; monoatomic anion transmembrane transporter activity; solute:inorganic anion antiporter activity
Source: RefSeq, a predicted model, not a curated record